CGACAACGUCCUCUUUAUUCGAAUCUAAUUUACUUUUGACUUGAAACAGACAGUUGCUAAACAGACUAAAGAAAGCCUGAAUGUAGCUGGCGUAAUAGCUUUUAGAAGACAAGGAUGUCUCUUUCCAAAGAAUCAGCCGUGGGAUUUCAAAAGCAGAAGGGUGAGUAGGGCUGACUGCUAACUUUAGCAACCCAAAACUACUGUUACCGUAACUUUGUAUGUGUUGUGUUAAGAGUAAGAUACGCCACACUAGCUGUAUAAAGGAGCUUUGUUAGUUCGGCUUUAUGUUGUCAUCUGUCAAUCUUGCACACAUUGUUGUCUUUCCGCCAGGAGGGAGAAGAGGAGGGGGGGGGGGGCUCAGACCGGGAUGUCCAGGCCGAGGAAGAGGAUGACACAACAACCAGAGGGACAGAAGAACUCAGGCUCGUUCUGAUCGGUAAAACCGGGUCUGGGAAAAGCGCCUCCGGUAACACCAUCCUGGGCCACAAACACUUCCUGUCUGAGCUGAGUGCCCGCUCCGUCACGCAGGUGUGCGAGCAGGGCAGUGCUGAUCUGGAGGAGCAGGGAUCCCCGGGGGGAGAAGCGGGGAGGAGGAGGAGGAGGAGGGUGGUGGUGGUAGACAUGCCUGGGUUCGGAGACACGCGUCUGCAGGAGGAGGAGACUCACGCUGAGAUAGCCAAAUGUGUGACCCUCUCCGCUCCUGGCCCCCACGCCUUCCUCCUGGUCAUCCCGUUGGGCCGCUACACCCAGGAUGAGGCGCGGGCCGUCCACAAGAUGGCGCAGAUAUUCGGGGAGGGUGCGGUGUGUGACCACACCCUGGUCCUGUUCACCCAUGGGGAUGAUCUGGAGGGGAGGGGGAUAGAGGGGUACCUGAGGAAAGAACCCCAGGAGGAGCUGAGGGGUCUGGUAGACAGGUGUGGGGGGAGGUACCACGUCCUGAACAACAGAGACCCUGGAGAUGUCCAGCAGGUCAGGGAGCUGCUGAGGAAGGUGGAGAGCAUGGUGGAGGAGAACGAAGGAGGUUUCUACACCAACGCCAUGUUCCUGGAGGCAGAGGCGGCCAUUAGAGAAGAGCAGGAGAGGAUGGUGUUGGCGAUGGAGAGAGGCCAGGAGGAGGGAGAGGAGGAGGCCAAAGUUUCUAAAAGAAGGAAGUGUGAUCUCGAUUGGGAGGGGCUGAGAGGAGGGGUAGGGGAGGGCGUCUCAGGAGGAGGGGUGAGGAUGAGAGGCCUGGAGAGGGGAGGGUCUGGGGGAGAGGGGAGGGAGGAGCGGAGGCUGGAGAGGUGGACGGAGGAAAGGAGAGGGAGUGCCCUCAGCCUCCUGAGUGACAGGGCAGAGAGGGGGUGGAGACAGUUUGAAGGCAGGCGUGGCGGGGUCGUGAGUCACAGCAGGAGGCCGUCCUUCCGUUCAGCCCUGUCUCGCUUCCGGAGGGAGGCGGCCCUCUCCGGGAAGGUUCUGGAAAGGGUGAAGAUCCUGGUGGCGGCCGGGGCCACGGGCAUGGCGGUGGGAGCGGUGUUCGGGGCAGCAGCCCCGCUUGCGGCGGCUGCAGGGGCAGCGGCUAUGGGGAACACGGUGGGCUUCGCCGCAGGACAGCUGGCCGGUAUGUCAGUGGCGGGGGGCGCCGGGAUGGGGAAGGCCGUGGGGGCCAUAGUGGCGGCAGCGGCCGGGAAGACAGCCGUGGCGCUGGGGGCGGCCACCGGGGGGCUGCUGGGGGGGUCCGUGGGCGCCCUGGCCGGGGCGGAGGCUGCCGGGCCAGGGGAGGCAGCCCUGGAUGCCCUGGGGCAGGUGAGCCUGAUGGGGGCGGCGGCAGUGGGGGUGGCAGCCGGGGUGGGGGGCGCCGUGGGGGCUGGGGCUGCCCUGGGGGCGGCCCUAGAGGGGGCCACUGUGGGCGUCACUGCCCUGAACGGGGCUGGUACAGCUGCUGUGGGGGCGGUCGGUGUAGCUAACUCUACUGUAGCACAGGGGGUGGGACAGGUAGCUGCCCUGGCGGGGCAGCAUGCUGUCACCACCGGGGGCAGUGUUGCUGCUGGAGCCAUCCAGUGUGCAGGGUCUGGGGCGGCAGGGGCCACUGUGGGGGAGGCGGUGGCGGCCGGAGGGGUCAUGUCGGACGCCGUGGGCACCAUGGGGGCCACGGCACGCAUCCUGACGGCGGUGGCAGAGAUCGGGAAGGCUGCAGCAGGCAUGGCUCUGGCGGGAGGCCUGGUGGUCAAGGUGGUGAGGGAGAAGGUCAGGUCCACCAUGGACAACAACCACUCAGAGAGGAGGUCCUACGAGAUCUACUGGAACAAAUGAGGGACAAUCAGAACGGCUCCAAACGAGAGAAGAGCUGGAAGAUCCUUCACAGGACGGCUCCAUCUCCACACAACCUUCAAAGUUUGGAUUCUGGUUGAAACUGGUUUAUGUCUUAGCAUCUUAUCACAAUCAGACUUUAUUAUAGCGCUUGGCUAUGUACUUCUUACACUCCUGCACACAUAACUGACAGUAUUAAGUAUAUCUGUUUUGGGGUUAUUAAUGAUCCACAAGGAUUUACCUAGAAAGUUAAGUAUUUAUGCAGUAAAAGCACAAUUCACGGUUUUUGAAAUGAAGUUAACUAAUGUGCACUUACAAUAUUUGUAUUUUUUGGUGUGCACUAACAGUAUUUGUAGAAUUGAUUUUCAGAGCUAUUUUAAUAUUGAUGCAUUUAAUUAAAUUAUAUUGAGAAAAACGACUGUUAGUAACAUAGGAGACUAAUAGUUAUUUAGCAGGAAUUGCAGUUAUUGUGCACUUGUCAUGUUCACAGUUAUGAACUGAGACUCAAUUGUAAUGGUUGUUAUGACUUGUUAUUUUAUCAAUAACUGAUAAGCUUUGUAUCCAACUGACAGGAAAUAGAUCGCUGGGACAGAGGUGCCUUUUUAAAAUGUUUCCCACAAUUGUUUUUAAUGGAACCAAAAGAUAAAAAAAAAUAAAAUACGUUUUAGAGAAA
Molecule: messenger RNA, 2959 nt
Organism: Osmerus eperlanus (European smelt)
Lineage: Eukaryota; Metazoa; Chordata; Actinopteri; Osmeriformes; Osmeridae
Product: spidroin-1-like
Exons: 2
Coding region: 622-2289 (555 amino acids)
Molecular function (GO): GTP binding
Source: RefSeq, a predicted model, not a curated record